AUGGGAUUUGGAAGAGUAGAAAUUACUUUCAUUAUAUGUGAGGCAGUAUGCAUUCUUUUCUAUGGUCUGUUUACUGAGUUCAAUGUUGGUACAAGUCCAAAGACUUUAGCGUCAGAGGAGGACUCUAUCAAAACAUUCAUGCAUGAUAAGUACGCAAUGUUUUAGGACGUGCAUGUCAUGAUCUUCAUUGGAUUCGGAUUCCUGAUGGUAUUUUUGAAAAACAACUCCUGGACCUCAAUUGGAUUCAACUAUCUGAUAGCUUGCUGGGCUAUUCAAAUUACCAUCCUGUUUAGAGGAUUCUGGCUGAACGUUUGUGAGCACUAUCACGACGAAAAUCACAAAUGGACUAACAUUAAGCUCACAAUUUAAGAACUAAUCUUAGCUGAUUUUGGAGCAGGCGCAGUCUUGAUAUCCUUUGGAGCUAUCCUCGGUAAAUGUAGUCUGUUCUAGCUCUGGGCAAUGGCUACAAUAGAGUGCUUUUUCUAUGCUCUCAAUGAGAGUAUUUGUGUAGACAUCUUUGGUGUCUCAGAUAUUGGAGGAAGCAUGACUAUUCACACCUUUGGCGCUUACUUUGGGCUCUCUGUAGCUCUUUUCUAUCAGCCAAAACUAGCAAUUAGGGAUAAGAAUGGGAUUGGUGUUGGUAACUACCUCUCAGAUUUGAUCUCUAUGAUUGGAACUCUCUUCUUGUUCGCCUUCUGGCCAUCUUUCAAUGCUGCACUAGGAACCACUGGCUCUCAAUAAUAGAGAACUGUAAUCAAUACCUACUUAAGCAUUUCGAGCAGUGUAAUCGCCUCAAUUAUUUCCUCUAAGAUAAUUCAUCAUGGAAAAUUAGAGAUGGAAAUUGUACUAAAUGCAUCGAUUGCUGGAGGAGUGGCCAUCGGAGCUACUGCAGAUAUGAUAGUACUGCCAUUUGGUUCUAUGGUUGUUGGAUUUAUAGCAGGCACAAUCUCAUCAUUUGGCUUCGCUUAUUUGUCUGCCAUCCUUAAAAAGGCAAUAAAUCUUCAUGAUACUUGCGGUGUUCAUAAUUUGCAUGGUAUGCCAGGAGUUAUUGGUGGACUUACUUCUGCUAUUAUUGCCUCUAGAGGUGGAGAUAAUUUUGGGGCUAACUAUGGCAAUCAAUUCGUAGUUGCAACUAGAUCCCCAUCAGAAUAGGCAGGAUAUCAGCUAGCAUCACUAGCUCUUACAUUGGGUAUUGCAAUUACCACAGGUCUUUUUACAGGAUUUGUAACCUCAAGAUAAUGGUUCUAGCCUCCAUCAGAAGACUACUUAUUCGAUGACAGAUUCAGUUGGGAAAACUGCGAGAUUGAGCACGAAUAGAUGGCUGUAUUACAGAAGUAGAUGACCUAGUCUCAGUCUAAACUUAUCAACAAUACAAACACUGCACAUAAAACUGAUCAAUUAGAAGAUUAUGAUGAUCACAACAUCCACAGUCGUAAUUAAAUAAACAGUUGA
This is a messenger RNA of Stylonychia lemnae, 1452 nucleotides long. Lineage: Eukaryota; Ciliophora; Spirotrichea; Sporadotrichida; Oxytrichidae. The record is from the annotation of a GenBank genome assembly.